UACCCAUUAAGGAGUUCCAAUUCUUUUGGGUAUUUGUUUUGGUUUUUGAGUGGUUUGGAAUUGGGUAUGACCAAGUUGAGGAUUUGAGUUGACUUUUGUGUUCUCGAGGGUAUCCAACUGGUGAUUUGGUGGCGUUCCUAUUGGUGUUUGUAGCUAGUGGCUGUUACAGAUUUUAUAUAUUUUCCUUGCAGGAUCUUUGAUAUUAAAACAAUUGUUUGAAUUAAUUUGGAGAAGACCCAGUUCAGGACCAUAGCAGGUCUUUGUGAUAAUUUGGUGAUUCGUUGGAAUUUAGAGUUUGUACUCUGAUUAACCGAUUGAUAAUUUGGUGAAAUCUUUGUCUUGGGAGGACCACAAAUAAGUAUUUAGGUGGGCUAUUGAACUCAGAUAGAAAAUUCCCCUGAGGUUUGUGGAUAGAUUAGGUUGGAAGUUGGUGAUUCUCCAAAGAUGGCUGGGGUGCAAGAUCAGUUAGAGAUCAAGUUUCGAUUGACUGAUGGAUCUGAUAUUGGUCCCAAAACCUUUGCUGCUGCUACAAGUGUUGCAACCUUGAAGGAGAGUAUUCUCGCUCAAUGGCCAAAAGAGAAGGAGAAUGGUCCAAGGACAGUGAAAGAUGUCAAGUUAAUCAGUGCAGGAAAAAUAUUGGAGAACAACAGAACUGUAGGGGAAUGCCAGAGCCCCCUGUGUGAUAUCCCCGGUGGCGUUACAACCAUGCAUGUAAUUGUUCAACCAUCUUCCUUGGAUAAAGAAAAGAAAUCAACUAGCCAAUCAAACCAGAACAAAUGUGUUUGUGUUAUAUUAUAACAAAAGUUCCACGAUCUUGGAUGGCAAGGUAAAGAAUUUGGAGAUGGUUUAGAUAGCAAUUGCUUAUAUUGAUGAGAGACAGUGGCAUCAUGCACAUUUAUCUUAGGUCAUCUUUUGGCGCCAUUCUUUGCCUUCAUCAUAUAGCCGUGCUUCAAUCCAUUUUUUAUAUCGUGAUUAAUGUUAAGCUUUAUUUUUACUUGGUUUGUAUGCUACUGGAUCUCUGAUUUAUAUGUUGAAAAUUACUGGUAGUUGCAUAUUAUCAUAUUUUCAUUUAAAACUUGUGUCAUGUUGUCUUUUAUCAUUCAUAGUUGCACAAUUCAAAUGUAUUCCAAGUCAUGUCCAUGGUCAUUAUUUUACCAAGUUGAAAGUUGAAGCACUGAAAGCUACCAACUGAGUGGUGACAUGCAAUAAAAUUCUUGGCUUGUACUGGACAAAUAUAUUUAUAUGCAUUUGAAUAUUGAGGGAAAUUUAGUCCGAA
Hevea brasiliensis (rubber tree) is the source of this 1276-nucleotide messenger RNA. Its product is annotated as membrane-anchored ubiquitin-fold protein 2. The record is from RefSeq and is a predicted model, not a curated record. The coding region runs from base 445 to 798 and encodes 117 amino acids. Gene Ontology annotation, molecular function: protein binding. The transcript has 5 exons. NCBI's taxonomy places the organism in Eukaryota, Viridiplantae, Streptophyta, Magnoliopsida, Malpighiales, Euphorbiaceae.